AUGGCGGCCAUGUCGAAAUUUCUUUGGGCCGUCGCAUUCCGAGACGCCGGCGUUGCCCGACAGGCCGCCCGCCCGCCCAUCCGCCACUUCUAUUCCAGCACUAGGAGAGUCGACCCUGAUUUUCCGCCUACCAGCGCAAUCAGCACAGGCAACGCCAAAGCAUGCACAAAAAAGCCUAAAUCCCGUAAGCCCGGAGUUCAAAUCAAAUUUUCCUCGGAGCCAUCGCAUGAUCUUAUUCUCCAUUACGGAGUACACAAGAUUAAGGCGGACUUUGAUGGAUGUGCUGACCGGGAUUCUCGGGAGAUGAAUACCUUGCAUCAAAGUACACUUAUGCAGCUGAGGGACCCGGUGUCAGCUGGUUACUUCUUCGAUGCAGCGCAACCAACAUCUGGAGUAGAAGUCCAGUCCAGAGAGCAAAUAGUUCAGCCUUGGUGGAUGGAAGGUGAGACGAGCAAGGACUAUGGUCCAAAAGCCGAAAUUGCGAUCCUGAUGCGGAAAGCUGACGAUUUGGCAACCGCUCGCAAACUCCCCUGGACGGGCCCUUGGCACCUCCGAAGUACCUACCUUGAGCAAAACUGCAUCAGUGUUCAAUCGCGAUCCCAGGUUCAGACCCUCAUCCCCUUACCAAUCCUCGUUUUGCCUCCACCCCCUCCUUACCGCUCCCGCUCCUCCUUUCCGACCUCUGUCUCGGCUGCUCACUCGCCAGCGUCCUUUUUUCCUCUCGGUUCGUCUCGAGGCCUCCCGUUCUCCCAUCCGCCUUGCCCGCGAUUUGGACCUCGAACGGUGACGCACGGCUACAGAGGUCAUCCGGACGGAGCGGUCAUUCUUACACGCCCUCCUUUCCUCCUCCAAGAAGCUGUCUCGAUUAUUGGAAGGUGGCAGCUCAACGCGUCCAAACUUUUGUUCGAGUACCUAAUUCUUUUUUAUGCCGAUUUUCUUGUCUGCGCUGCAUUAAUUCCUCUGGGAUACCAACGCCCCCUGAUUCAUCCCCGGUUCGACAACACCGCGAAUUCUACUGGACCUCGGAUAAUCCAUCAGCAGCAGCCCGCCCGUUCGUCUCGGUUUGUGGUCUGCAUUGCCACCUCAUUGCAAUCUCAGCCAAAGGCGUAUCAGUCUCCUUCCUCUACUGCGGUCACUGGCUGUCUGGUCGCGCGUCUGAAACCUACCGUCUCAAAAGCCCAAACCUAA
Molecule: messenger RNA, 1188 nt
Organism: Sodiomyces alkalinus F11
Lineage: Eukaryota; Fungi; Ascomycota; Sordariomycetes; Glomerellales; Plectosphaerellaceae
Exons: 9
Coding region: 1-1188 (395 amino acids)
Source: RefSeq, a predicted model, not a curated record